This is a messenger RNA of Vespa mandarinia (Asian giant hornet), 3810 nucleotides long. RefSeq names its product EBF transcription factor knot (gene kn). Gene Ontology annotation, biological process: regulation of DNA-templated transcription. NCBI's taxonomy places the organism in Eukaryota, Metazoa, Arthropoda, Insecta, Hymenoptera, Vespidae. The record is from RefSeq and is a predicted model, not a curated record. Gene Ontology annotation, molecular function: DNA-binding transcription factor activity; DNA binding.
UAGAAGAAGGAAGGCUGUUGCCGCAGGAGAUACCUUACGGCUUCACAACGCGGUCCGACGAGUGGAGCGGUCUCCUGCCCAGCUCCACGAUCGUGGGUGCUGGGGGGUCGCCAUGGCUAGGCUUGGGUGCCGCCGGUGGCACCGGUGCCACCACCGGAGGCGGAAGUCCCGUCGAACUCGAGGGACAUUGGGGACGGAAGCUCUACGGUGCGAGCGUUGCCCCACCACCCCCGCCGCCUCAUCACCACCCACGCGCUCCUCUCGUUUUCGCGCCUCAGGACAUGAGGCAAAUACUCAAGGAGGAACCUGUGCCACGUGCCUGGCCUCAGCCCGCCAUUGCCGAUAACGGAACGGUUGGCGUCGCAAAGGCGCAUUUCGAGAAACAACCACCGAGCAAUCUGAGAAAGAGUAAUUUCUUUCAUUUCGUCAUAGCACUUUACGAUCGACACGAUCAGCCGAUCGAGAUCGAAAGAACGUCAUUCAUGGGAUUCGUCGAGAAAGAUCAGGAAUCCGAGGGACAAAAGACGAACAAUGGUAUACAAUACAGUUUGCAUCUGCUUUAUUCGAACGGAGUGAGGCAGGUGCAAAACAUCUUCGUCAGGCUUAUCGACUCUGCGACGAAACAGGCGAUCAUGUACGAAGGACAAGACAAGAAUCCUGAGAUGUGCCGUGUCUUACUGACGCACGAGGUAAUGUGCAGUCGGUGUUGCGAUAAGAAGAGUUGCGGUAACAGAAAUGAGACACCGAGCGAUCCAGUGAUCAUCGAUCGAUUCUUCCUCAAGUUCUUUCUCAAGUGCAACCAAAACUGCCUUAAGAAUGCCGGCAAUCCGCGUGACAUGAGACGAUUUCAGGUGAUCAUAUCGACGCAAGUAGGAGUGGAAGGUCCAUGGUUAGCGGUAUCCGAUAACAUGUUUGUCCACAACAAUAGUAAACACGGACGCAGAGCGAAACGAUUGGACCCCAGUGAUCCUGGCGAGUAUAACAGUUUGUAUCAACCCAUACCACUUCAGACACCCUGCAUAAAGGCGAUAUCGCCGAACGAGGGUUGGACGACGGGUGGAUCAACCGUAAUAAUCAUAGGCGAGAACUUUUUCGACGGGCUUCAAGUUGUUUUUGGAUCUAUGCUAGUUUGGAGUGAGAUAAUUACUCCGAACGCGAUCAGGGUACAGACGCCGCAUAGAGAGAUACCGGGUGUUGUCGAAGUAACGCUUUCAUACAAAAGCAAACAAUUUUGUAAGGGGGCACCUGGCCGAUUCGUUUACGUCUCUUUAAACGAGCCAACGAUCGACUAUGGUUUUCAAAGGUUACAAAAAUUAAUUCCACGACAUCCAGGGGAUCCGGAAAAAUUGCCAAAAGAAAUAAUAUUGAAACGAGCAGCCGAUUUAGCGGAAGCAUUGUACAGUAUGCCAAGGAGCGGUAACGCGGGUAUAGCGGGGGCGUCGAGGAGUCCAGGAGCGGGACACCCACCGGCGCCCCCGACUUCGAGUUCGGCGACAGCGUUCAACUCGUAUACAGGACAACUCGCCGUGACGGUGCAAGAGAAUGGUAGUGCUACAAAGUGGACGGACGACGGUAGUUCCGUGACGACAGGAGCCGCGGCAGGUGGCGGAGGGGGCGGUGGGAGCGUAGGGGGCAGUGUAGGUGGUAGCGUCGGGGGUACGGCCGAUGCUUACAGACAAAGCAGCAGCGCCAGUCCGCGAGGGGUUGUAACCGGUGGUGGUUAUUGCGGAAGUUCGGCUAGCACGCCGCACAGCCACAGCACCAACGGCAGCUAUUCCGUUGCGAAUCCAUACACUGGAAGUCCGACUCUUUACACGUCGCCGCACGAACAAUACGGCAUUUUCUAUACGUCCGGGGACGGGAGUGCGUUCGCCCCUGUAGUACGACCACCGACCACCUCAGUCCCACCGCACUGGUCCACACAGCACCACCUCGCUACAGCCGCCCAGUAACCGCUAACCGUCCACCAUCACCACCACCACCAUCACCAUCACAACUACCCUACGCGCUGAGAUUAAAGAGUUAUCAGAGAAACAUGCACGAACGACGAGACUCGAGAAUUGGGCAUGUUGUAGGAUUAGGAGAGGUGGUCGGCUCACCGUUCAACAUGAAUCCAUUUGUGUUGCCAACAUGCAGCCAGGGCUACUCGACCACCGGCAGUCCGCUACUCUCGUCGAACGGCAAAUAGUGUUAUGAGAUGUAAAACUACGAUGGAUGAAGGGGCUGAGGUGCCAUCAUGGGAAGAGGACUUUGCGUGCCGAGAGAUAAGGACGGAUCAAGCGCGAUGUCCCCUUUCCUAUUAACCUCCUCCUAUUUCUAUUUCUAUUUCCUUUCUUCUCUCUUUUUCACUCACCAUCUCUCUCUCUCUCUCUUUCUCUCUCUUUCUUCUCUCUCUCUCUCUCUCUCUCUCUCUCUCUCUCUCUCUCUCUCUGUCUUUCUCCCCUUUUUCUCUUACAAACUAAUUACUUCUCAAGUGGACAAAUAACGAUAAAUCAAUCGCGUACGAUUUCCGUCGUAAGAGUCAAAAGUAUCUCUCGACGGCGCAAAGAAUUAUUCUAUGAUCGAAAAGAUUCUCGAAUUAAUUUUUUUCUUUUCUUCCUUUUUCUUUUCUCUCUCUCUUUUUCUUUUCUACAUUCUUCUUAACUUUAUUUCUUUCUUACGAUCGUGAUAUAAUUAACGACGAAUCAUACAUAUCGUACAACGAGAUAUGGUGUCACAACGAUGGAAUAACAUCGACGUAAUAAAGAUAUAAUUUUAUUUUCAACUUUUUGACUUUAAUAAAAGUUAUUAUCUUAUUUCGAUUUUAUUAGCUCUUUUCGAUUUCUCGUUUUCUUUUUUUCUUUUUUUUCUUUUUUUUCUUCGUUUUUCUUUCUCGUUUUUCCUAUUUAUAUACAACUAUUGUUAUAAUGUUCGCAAAUCAAUGCACGAGGGAUUAAUCGAUUAAAAAAAAAAUUUGUUGCAUUCGAACGUCAUUGAUAUUCAACGAUACACGUAUCUAUGUAUAUCUAUGAAUGCAAAUGUUUUAAUUGAAAUAGAAUUGUGACACCAUUAUAAGGGACAUAUCGCUUAGCGGUUGAGCAAACAGACUCGAUAGUUUUUAGAGAGCAUUUUCGAAUUGAACAAAAUUUUAUCCUCCUAGUCCCCCUUUAUCCAAUUGAUCCUUUUACUCCAUACCCCACUCCCAACCUCACCCACCAUCCUCACCUCAUAUCUUCCCUAUUACGCUCCGAACACCCCAUCCACCCACGCCUACGUUUUAAAAGACUAACCGACUUAUCUCGCCUAGAUAGAAUUGAUAUUUAACAUAUUGUAAUUUGUAAAUUAUCUGUAAAUAUUGUUGCGAUGUACAAAAAGACAAAACUAUUUGCGAUAGCUCGAGCGAGCGAGACGAUUAUUAAAAGUGCGAUAAUAGAGGAAAAGGUUAUAUAGGAUUGUAAAUAUUAUAUCGUAGAGAGAGAAAAAAAAAAGAAACAAUGAAAAAAGAAAAAAAAAAACAAAGAAAAAAAAAAGAAAAAAAAAAAAAAAAGGCCCGUAGCUUAUCCGUAUUAUAAUUGUACUUAACAACGCCAUCCAAUUUUUUAACGAACCUAUCGGCGAUCGAGCGCGAAAUUUGAUUUUCGCGUUUCGCUCUUCGAUCCUCAAACUCGAGCCAACUAAAUAAUUUCUUAUUACGAUCGUCUACGUUUUCUCGCUGUCUAUCACGUCUAAUCGAUUUAUACAAAUUCGAUUGAGGGGAAAGGAAAACAAAAAAAAAAGCAAAAAAACAAAAAAAAAAAAAAGAAAAUGAAAAAAAAACCAAAAGAAAAAAAA